AUGCCGACAAUUGCCUUCGAGGCGUACGAGCAACCCAACAUGGUGACCGAGGCUACAAUGACUGCCUCUCCUACUGGAGAACGACCUACACACCCUCAGUAUCUCAUAAUCCCCACAACGACAGCUUCCACAGACAGCAUCACCCUCACAACCACCAUCCUCGACACCCUGACCACCCUCACCCCGACAACCAUCACUGAAACAAUCCCCACAACAUUCACUGAAACAAAAACCCUCAACAACGGCAGCAACCAAAUCAACAAACGUAACUGUGUCGUACAGCAUGGUAACAAAAUCCCAACCUAUGCCUCCUUCUGCUCAGGCACAAGUCGCUACUCGAGCGCCUGUUCCUGCCUUGGAGUCUCCACGAUCUUCACAGCUACUGCCCCGACGCCAACCACCACCGAAACAAUCACAACAACAUCAACAGUAACAACCCCCACCUCAAUCACCAUCAAAACCGAAUCUAUUACGACAACAGACGCAACAGUCAGUCUCCCUUCGACUUCAAAGACAACCGUUACAACAGGUCCCAGCGAAACCGUCAUUGCCUUUGCCCUCCAAGUCGUCGGCCCACCGCAAUUUGCAAACCAAUACCUCAGAACUUACGAAUACACAGGUCCCACGGCCAUCGGUCUCAGAUUAACCACAGACCGAAGUCUAGCCAGCACAAUCUACCUCCACCCGAACAAGGAAAACAGAAUCUCCAUUAGGACUACUUACUCUCCAGGUAUCCUUUGGCUUGUCGCUCUAGCCCCUCCAAGUACAAACGUUAUCACGUUCCGCGUGGAAGCCGAGGCGGAAGAUCCCAGCUUCGGACCUUUGUUAUGUACUAUUGAUGAUGCACCGGCCAGAACCUUCGCUUGCACUAAUAUCUACGGAUGGAAUACUCUGGCCCUUUGGGUUGCUACUGGCAGUCUUGGUUUCAUUGAAAACCCCACCGCUGCUACCUCUGGUUGGGCUGUUGUCACUCUCAAGGCUAUACCCCUCCUAUAA
Molecule: messenger RNA, 996 nt
Organism: Orbilia oligospora ATCC 24927
Lineage: Eukaryota; Fungi; Ascomycota; Orbiliomycetes; Orbiliales; Orbiliaceae
Exons: 3
Coding region: 1-996 (331 amino acids)
Source: RefSeq, a predicted model, not a curated record